GGUAUUUUCAAGCGUGAAUUUCUCGAACUGUCCGACAACUCGUGUCAUGUCUUCCGCACCUGAAAAUACGCCUCUUAAUCGGGCUGAUGAAGUCAAAAAUCUUCUUGAUGCCAUUCAGGAGUUGAUUAUCCCGUUCAUUCGCUCUGCAGACGAAGAUGCUGCUACUAAGCAUACCGGUCAUGGUCUGCGAAUAGAAGGUAGUGGCGGCCCAAGAACUACAAUCGUUGAGCAUCAUCCUCCCAAGAAGUUGGAGUCUAUUCUCAGCGAAGAUUUGGAAAUAAAUGACAAAAAAGUUGGAAAAGAUGGACUGGUCAAGCUGGUGAGCACCGUGUUGAAGUAUAGCGUCAACACUUGGGAUCAAGGGUUCCUGGACAAGUUGUAUGCGAGUACGAAUGCGGUGGGUGUAGCCAGUGAACUGCUUCUGGCGGUGUUGAACACCAAUGCCCACGUCUACCACGUCUCGCCCGUACUAACCCUCGUCGAAAAACGAACAACGAAGUACCUAGCUUCUCUUUUUGGCCUGCCAGAGAAAACUUGUGGAGGAAUCUCUCAACCAGGUGGCAGUGCCGCCAACGCCUCCGCCAUCGUUAUCGCUAGAAACACUCUAUUCCCAGAGACCAAAACCGACGGCAAUGGAACCCAUAAAUUCACCCUCUUCACCUCAGCCCAUGGCCACUACUCUGUCGAAAAAGCCGCCAAUAUCUUCGGUCUCGGCUCCAAAAAUGUCAUCUCCGUCCCCGUCGACGACCAUGGCCGCAUGAUCCCCUCCGAACUCGAGCGCCUCGUCACUGAAUCCAAGACCCGCGGCGAAACCCCCUUCUUCGUCAACGCCACAGCAGGCACCACCGUCCACGGCUCCUUCGAUCCCUUCACUGCCCUCUCCUCAAUCUGCAAAUCGUACAACCUCUGGCUCCACAUCGACGGCUCCUGGGGCGGCAGCGUCAUCUUCAGCUCUACGUACUCCCCCACGCGUCUUACUGGCGCCCAGCUCGCAGACAGCAUAACCGUUAACCCACACAAAAUGCUCGGCGUCCCCAUGACCAGUAGCUUCUUGCUCGGCAGGGACAUGAAUACAUUUUACCGCGCACUUACGCUCCCCGCGGGCUACCUUUUCCACCACGCCCCCAGCACAGAUGCCCAGGAUAUAUACGACCUGGCUGACUUGACACCCCAGUGCGGUCGCCGCGCAGACAGCUUAAAGUUUUUUCUCGCACUGCAAUAUUAUGGUCCGCAGCAUUUCAGCGACUUGGUAGAUAGAGCGUACGACAACGCGGAGUAUCUGCUGCAAAAACUCAAGGAUAGUGGCAGUUUCAAGACGAUUAGUCCGGAGCCGCUGCCUUGUCUGCAGGUGUGCUUUUACUAUGCCAAGGGUGGGGUGGUGAGCGAGGAUUCGGAGGUAAAUAGUAGGGCUACGACGGAGAUUGCGCAGAGACUGGUGAGUAGAGGGUUUAUGAUUGAUUUUGCGCCUGGAGAGCAGGGGAAGUUCUUUAGGGUUGUGGUGAAUGGCAAUGUGGGGAGGGGGACGUUGGAUGGUUUGGUGAAGGCGAUUGAGGAUGUGGCAGUGGAAUUGGGGUUGUAAGAGUAGAGCGGUUGAGUGGGCGGACUUUUUGGGAUCUUGUGCUGUCCGGCUGGUAUUAUUAUCGGUUUAGAAUACUUAAGUGAUGGUAGAUUAAAGACAUAGAGUAAACAAGAGCAUCUGAUGGAAAAAGGGA
Messenger RNA from Bipolaris sorokiniana ND90Pr, 1712 nucleotides. RefSeq lists its product as uncharacterized. Bases 47 to 1579 code for a protein of 510 amino acids. Gene Ontology annotation, biological process: carboxylic acid metabolic process. The transcript has 3 exons. Gene Ontology annotation, molecular function: pyridoxal phosphate binding; carboxy-lyase activity. The record is from RefSeq and is a predicted model, not a curated record. NCBI's taxonomy places the organism in Eukaryota, Fungi, Ascomycota, Dothideomycetes, Pleosporales, Pleosporaceae. Gene Ontology annotation, cellular component: cytoplasm.